UCCUCGGAGACGCGUCCCUAUAAAGCGCGAGCCCGCCUCCCCCGAGAGGAAAGAGCGCUGAAUUCGCAGCAGGAUCGCCAUGGCUCAAGUGGAAGUGUCCGCACCGCUCUCCCCGCUGAAAGGGGGACACUCCCCCGCAGUCAAAGCUGGAGGUAUGAGAGUUUCCAAGAAGGUGGAAAAUGCACCUGCGGAAAAGAAAUCCAAAUUGUCUGGGAAGGAGAAGACAAAGGGCCAUCUCUCAUCUUCUGCAGGAAACACCAUGCCCAGCUCUGUGAAUGUCCUAAAAAUGCAGAGUAUGGGUGUCUUGUUGGCUGACACAUUGGAGAAAUUUGCACAUAAACUUCCACCAGCUGCCUCACAAGUAGCGCAUCAAAAGCCCCGACCCACGGUGGAGAAGACUAUAUUGCCCAAAAGGAUGUACAUUAUUCAGCAGCCUUCGAAAUGUUAAAAAGAUGGAGAAUAAAAUAUUCAUAUAGUUGACAGACUUGCUCAUAACGAAACAGUACUUAGCUAAGCAAGCAAUCAAUGGACCAAAUGCUGGAAGCAGUUUCUCCUUUGUAUUUUUCUUGCAAUAAAAUUGCAUAUUCACUUGUUUUCACUGAAAAUAUUUUUUCAUACUUUUUAUUGGCCAUAAGAUUCGUUAUUUUAAGACUCUCAAACCACCUUAUUAUAGCAGUCAGAGCUUAGAAUAGAUAAGCAAUUUCUUUAAGUCCUAUUUUUGUAAACGGAGAGAAUUGUGUGGCUCUUCAUUCAUACUGCCCACUUGAAAAUAUGCAAAAGCUUUCCAACCUCUAGUGAAAUAUGUAAACUCGUUAGGUGUAUAAAUAAAAUAUAUCUUUCCUGGACAAUGUAAUUGUUGUGCUAGGAUUCAGGCUUGUUUUGGAAAAACCCAUCUUCUGACUGUAAGCACCAUGGCAUUAGAUCUAUUGACUUAAGUCUAUUACUGUAUUUAAUUUUCCUUUUCUUCUGGUGUGAUUAAAUAUUUCCCAAGUUAAUCCCUACAUUUAAUCAGGGCUUUUGCUAUAUGUCAUACUAUAUACCUAAGUGAUUAUUUUCAGAUGCUUUUAUAAUGCUGUACUGUUUGGGAUUCCAACAGGAUGAAAAAAGAUAAAAAGGAGACCAUAAAGGACUUACUCCAAAUUCCAUGUGCUUACAAGGCAACAUUUAUUUUCUAUACUGUAAUGGGCAAUAAAUAACGUAAUAUAUAA
Messenger RNA from Anolis sagrei ordinatus, 1208 nucleotides. RefSeq names its product death associated protein like 1 (gene DAPL1). Lineage: Eukaryota; Metazoa; Chordata; Lepidosauria; Squamata; Anolidae. Gene Ontology annotation, molecular function: death domain binding. The record is from RefSeq and is a predicted model, not a curated record. Gene Ontology annotation, biological process: negative regulation of autophagy; cellular response to amino acid starvation; apoptotic signaling pathway.